GUUGUUUGUCUUGUUCCACAGAAGAAACAACUGCUGUAGCAGCAGCAGAGACCGGCCUGAACGUUGACCUGCUUUUCUGCUGUUAUUUCACAAUCCUGCUGUUAUCUGAAGGAAGCUGCUGCGACACUGUGGUUCAGUUUUUCACUUUUUCAGGAGGAGCAGACUGCUUUGGACAGGGAAUAGAAUGUCAUCUGUGUCAGGACUGAAGAGGGCUGUGCUGUUUCUGAUCACGGUCUAUGUGUCAGUGCCAGUUCUGCUCUACAUGUUCCCCUGGAUACUGGCCAGCGUCAUAUUCUCUCACAUGUUGCGGUUUCCAUUGAUGGCUGACCUCAGCAGACCCGAAAACUUCCUGAACCACACUCGUAACUUCUACCUCCACGCAGAGGGGGGCGUCACACUGGGUGUAUGGCAUACAUUGGCUGCCAGCCAGUGGGAGGAGGCCCAUGGGGGGAGCCCUGAGUGGUACCGGGAGACUCUGGCAGACGACAAUCCUGUUAUUAUCUAUCUCCAUGGCAACGAAGGGACCAGGGCUCAAGAGCACAGAGUUGCUCUUGUAAAGAUCUUAAGCGCUGCCGGAUAUCAUGUCUUGUCUUUAGACUACAGAGGGUUUGGAGAUUCCAGCGGGGAGCCCAGUGAGGCUGGACUGACCACCGACGUCGUCUCCCUUUACCAGUGGGUUAAAAAAUACAGCAGACAAAGUCCUGUCUAUCUGUGGGGACAUUCUCUAGGCACGGGAGUGGCAACAAAUGCUGCAGUGAAGUUACAAGAACAAGGGUCCGCUGUCGACGCUGUCAUCCUUCAGGCUCCAUACACUCGGAUCGGAGAGAUUGUAGUUCGACAUCGGCUUGCUAAGUUGUACAUGUUCCUUCCGGGAUUUGAAAGCUAUUGGAACAUAUUGGAAAUGAAUGACAUAGUUUUGGCUAAUGAUAACAGUAGUGUUAAAACACUGACCUGUCCACUUCUUCUACUUCAUGCAAAGGAUGACAGCGUCGUACCUUAUCAAAUGGGUGUGAAGCUGUACCAGAUCGCACUCGCAACUCACAGAGAAAGAAAUGAGGAGGCCCAUGUUCAGAUGAUCUCCUACAGUGCAGACCUCGGAUACUCCCACAGCAAAAUUCACAUGGAUCCCAAUCUAUCGCAUGUGGUUCGAGAAUUUCUACAAAAUCUUUGAGUGGCAGUCCCCCCUGCUACGAAGAUGAUCCAGCGGCACAGUUGUUAUCAUCAUCAUCAUCAUCAUCAAGAUUGUUAACUGCCUCUGAAACCUAAUACAAAAACACUCUCCAUAUGACAUCAAACACAACAUUUUAUUUUAAUACUGGGAAGAGAAUCAUACAACAAAUGAACAGAGCUAUACUGAGAGACACACAGUGGCCAAACAGGGAACUGCAGGUAAACCUCAGUGUUGUGUUUUUUUUUUCUCUGGGUGGUGUUUGUACAGACUGUGCUAUAUUAGAUGUAUGGUUUUCUCUGAGGAAUGUUAUUCCAGAUUCAUUUUAGUCAGCUGUUCUGUGACCGACAUCCUACUGGAUUCCUGAUAGGCACAAACCCACAUCCUUCCUGUACCGGGCCUUUUGGUUUACUGUACAUAUACAACGGACUGUAACAGACAGUUAAAAUGCAAAUGGACAUUAAAAUGUGUGCAGAAGAUG
Molecule: messenger RNA, 1649 nt
Organism: Sphaeramia orbicularis (orbiculate cardinalfish)
Lineage: Eukaryota; Metazoa; Chordata; Actinopteri; Kurtiformes; Apogonidae
Product: lysophosphatidylserine lipase ABHD12-like
Biological process (GO): monoacylglycerol catabolic process; phosphatidylserine catabolic process
Cellular component (GO): endoplasmic reticulum membrane
Molecular function (GO): monoacylglycerol lipase activity; phosphatidylcholine lysophospholipase A1 activity
Source: RefSeq, a predicted model, not a curated record